AUGAGAAGGAGAGUCGAUUUGGCUCAAGUUUUCAGAGAACAUGGAGAAUUUUCUGAAGCUUUUAUUCAAUUAGAACUUGUGGAACAGUCGGCUCAACAGAAGGCAGAGAGUGGUGAAUUUGAUCCAAAAGUUGAGUUGUUACAUGCCAAAUGUCUGUUUUUACUUUCAAUUGUUUUGAAACAAAAGAAUAGAUCAGAUGAUGCAACAGAAUAUUUGGAAUCUUCAAAGGAAAGAACUGAUUACUUGCUCAAAGUAAUUUCUCCAGCAAAUACUCACAAGGAUCAGUGUACUAAUUUUGUUUUCAAAUCGGCUCGUUUACUGCUCUCUGAAAUUUCCCUGUACAGCUCUGAGGAUUUAAUUUCACAACAACAAAAGAACUUUCAAGCCCUUCCAUUGGGUCAAAAACUCACCAUCAAUGAAGAAGCAAAUAUUGAAAAGAUUUUGAGUGAAUAUCUCAUACCUGGCUUGCAGAAUGUGAAAAUUGUGAGUGGCUCCCAGAAGGUUACAGUUUCCAAUUUGGAAGUUUUCAGAAAUUUGUGUUACUACUCUGCUGUUUGUAUGAUGAUGUUGAGGGAAAACAAACUUUCCAAACAGUUACUCUCUGUCGCAGAGAAUACCUCUCCACUCAAAUCAAAUGGAAAGAAUCACAAUAGAAGUGAUAGUGACAUUUAUCUGGAAGCCAAUGUGGAAAUUGAUAAGAAAAUUACUAAACUAGCCAUCGAUAUCAAAAUUGCAGAGGAAAAGAUGGAAAAGGAAAAGCAAGCAUCAACCUCUCAAAAGCACACCUCAAAGAAUCACAAAUUUAAGGAUGAUAGUGAUGAAAGCGACGAUGAUGCUUGGGAUGAUUUUGUGCCAACAGGAGCUCUCUCUGGCUUGGCUAAACUAAUUCUAGGAGAUAACAGUGAAGAGGAAGACGCAGAUGAAGAUCCAAUCAGUACUGACAUCUUCCCUUCCAAAUACAGACUUUUCAAGUCUAGAAUUUAUAAGGAGGAAGACGACAAGUUACCUCAAUGUAUUUUAACAGACUCGCUGGUGAAUCCAAUUGGAGUGUCUCCCAUGUCACCAGCUUGCAGUAAUACAUUUAGUAAUAGAGAGGAAUUUAAAAAGUGGAUACAACUCUUGAAUGCAAUUCCAACCAAUCCAAAUCCUUACACACAAAACAUUCCAGUAACAAUUUUCGGAUAUAGUCUUAAUGAUCGAUUGCAAAUGAAUGGUAAUCAAUUGUGCAGUCUCUACGAUAAGCUGAUACAGAGCGAGGCAUUUACCUCAAAAUGGAUCAAAGUGUAUUUUGAGCUGUGCACUCGGUUGUACAAUGUCAGCUCGAUGGAAAUGAUGAUUUCACAACAACAAACAGAAGUUUCUCAACAGGCUCUCUCACUCCAACAAAAAUGUGCACAAAUGCUGUUGAACUAUUUCAACUUGUUAAAGCAACACAAAACCAAGCAUUCUUCAAUGUCUUCAUCUAUUAUUUCUGCAUCCAUGUCUAAUAUAGAUUCGAAUCCAGAUAUCAUGAGCAAAUUGAAUGAUAUUUCAGACAAGUUGGUCGAAAAGAAAGCCUUCCUUUUCACAGUAAGUAUGGAAAUGUUUGCCAUUGCAGGUAGACUCUUCCAUCCAGAAGAAGAGGAAAUUGGAUUUAUUGUAGGUGUGUUGAAGGAAUGGUUUGGUUCUCAGAUAAUGUACAUUCAAUUGGCCAAACUUCAAGCAACCAUCCGAUUCCACAUGAGAUUAUUCCGAUAUGAUUGCAUGAUGCCAAUGAAGGAAGAAAUUAGAAAAGUCUACGAUGAAUUACUUAAUUUAUUCGAUAAUAUUGAAUCUGCUGAAUCAUUACCAACUGCCGAGAGUCCACAACCUAAUGCUGUCAACCACAGAUCAUCUGCAAGAAAUAAUCAAGCUUACAGUAUUGAAAAGCACUAUUCUCCAAAUCUUUCCACAGUUGCUGCCAAGGUCAUUAUUCUGUUCCACAGAUAUCACAACUUUUGGAUCACAUCUCUGAGAAGAGGUUCUGCAGAUGAUGAAUGGGCCUACAUGCCAGAGCUACCAAAGCACAAACUCUUAUCAGAUAAGGAAAGAUUUUCACUCCUCCUAAGAAAGUAUUAUCCAAAGAUUCCUCUCUGUCAUACGAAAGCAGAAGUUGCCUAUACUGUUGGAAGUUACUGGUUGAGACAACCUAAAUCUAAGGAUGAUAGACAAUUGGCAGAGUGUGUUCUCUUUGAAUGUAUAUAUCUGUAUUAUAAGUUGAGUCAGAGCGUUCAAUCUUUUGGUUUUUCAUUCAUGAUUACCAAUGAUGCUCUAAAGGCAUUGAAGAAAUUUUCAGAGGUUCUCUAUGCCAAUGACAAGUACGAGUACUCCUCCCUGUGCUAUGAAGUCUAUGUGAACAAUUACAAAUUGUUGAGAGGACGACACGAUUAUCAGUUCAUUGACGAUCUCACAUCCGUAACAACGAAACACAAUGACUACAAGCACUCUGUCAAGUAUUAUGAAAUUCUCUACGAAAAGGCAAAGGAAGAAAAGAAGAUUCCACAAAUUGCCAGACUAUCAACAAAAUUGGCCAAUCUUUAUAUGGAAAAGGGUGAAGUAUUGGAAGCAGAGAGAAUUAAAUUGGAAUCGAUUGACUAUGCCAAGAGAUAUGGUACAUUGAUGGACUAUAAGACGGAUCUUGAAAUUGAGCUGGGCACCUUACUGUUGCAGGGAGGUAAAUUUGAGAAGUGUAUUGCUGUACUUUAUAGUGUAGCACAAGAACAGGCCAACAAGAGACACAUUGUCUAUGAAAUUCUAUCGAGAGCCUACCUCAAGAAACGUUGGUUUGCCGAGUGUGAAGAUUCUCUCACAGAAAUAGCCAAUGUAUUGGUAAACUUUUAUAUUCAAUUGAACCAACAACAAGAAAUGAGAAUUUUGGAAACUGUGAGCAAGUACUACUUUAAACGUAGCAUGUUUGGAUAUGCACUCGAGUGUGUAAAUAUUGCCCUCUAUAGAUGUUCAGGAACAUUUGCUGUUCUUGCCAAUCUAUUCAAGCUUAAGGGAAAGAUUCUGAAAUCAAUUUGUCAGUACAGCACUCGUCUCUCCUUCCCAUGUUCUAUUAGUGAAUCUACGGAGGAAGAAUUACAUCAGCUUGUCACCCAAAUAGAACAAACUCCUUCCAAUAGAAAUAAUCUCUAUGAAGGUAUCAAUGAAAAUGAUUGUUCCUUUGUUUUCAGCAAGAGGCCAACUUACUACUGCGUUGCACAACUGUUACAGGAUUGCAUCGACUGUUUCACAAAAGCUGCUGGAUACUAUGAAGCUUGUUCAAAUCAAAUUGGAGAGGCCAAGGUUAAUUUGCUAAUUUCUGAAACUCUACUUGAUUAUUUGUUUGUUCCUGUUGCUCUUCUUGGAAAGGAUCCAGAGCCAUAUAUCAAGCUCAAAGAACAGAGUGAGGAAAAUAGAAAGAAGAAUGCUGAUCCUCAACACAGCCAAUUCAAACCUAUUACACCAUUGGACUAUCUCGAUUUGAAUCACAUAUUUGCAAACUAUAUUGAAGCUGCAUUGGAAACUUCAGUGGCUGCAUGUGAUGUCUUUUUGUGCAUGAAUUCGUAUAUCACUUCUGCCGAGUGUAAAUAUUUGCAAGGCAAAAUUUCAAGUGCCAAGAGUUUUUGGUGUGAAUGUAGAGAUGUUCUUUUCACUCUUUUCAUUGAUAGUGACUCACAUGUGAUAUUGUCAUCUGGUACUCCACUUGGUGUUAUUGAAAAGCUCAUGAUUAUUGUAAAGAGAAUGGUUCGUCUCUUGUUCUGCUUUGAACCUGAAUUUGUCAAUCAACAUUUAGGAAUUUUUGAUGUAUACUAUGUAAUUGAUAUUCAAUAUGAACAGGCAGCUAAAAGAUUGCCAACAUUUGAUGCUGAAAGUGAAUACGUCGAUAAGGAUCAGCAACAUCCAUUAUCCCUCGAGUAUUAUAACAAUUACUUCUACUCAAAUUUGGAUAAGAUUAUUGGAAAUAAUAAGCAAUUAUCAGAGGCAGAUAAGCAACUUCUCAUCAAGAACAAACUCUUUGAAAUUUUACAAAAGAGAGUGACUGCCACUUCUUCAACCUAUUUAACACCUUCACUACCUUCUUCCUUCUCUUCUUCAUCUCUGAGUACAUUGACUACACUUAGAAAGGGUACUCUAAAGAAGUCAGCCUCCAUUUCAUCCAGCUCAAGUAAUGAUAAAUCAAGCGAAGGAUCAUUGGGAAGUGCCACAAUUUCACAAUUCCUAGAUGUUCCAACAACAACACACAAGAAGAGCUCACCAUCAGAAUUUAUCAAACCAAACAUGACUCAACUCAAGCAAAAGAUUUUGGAAAGAGUUUUCGGAUGUAUCUUGACUAUGAAGCAAGACAGUAAAAAGUAUUCGAAUGAAAUUCACGACAGACUUAAGGCCAGAAAUCAAGAAUGUAUGAGAAGAUUGUACAAUUUAAUGAAUGCCAUCAGAGAGAGUGGAAUUUCUAUCUCCAAACACAAGAAGGGUAAGAAAGGUGCCUCUACCAUUAAUUUCUCAAAUGAAGCUCCUUUGAGUCCACUCUUUGCAAAAUCUCCACAUAUUGUCUCGCCAAAACAACGUGAAAGAUCCAUGUCUGUUGAUGCUGGAAACACUGGAGGUACUCUGAUGACAAUGGACUUGCUUCCAGGAGAUGUAGAAUUGAUGGAAAUGCUUAUCAGAACUGUAAAUCUCCAAAAGGGAACAAAAUUGAAAGGAACCAUUCAACAAACUAUGAAUAUUCACCUCAUCUUGGAAAGAAACAUUGCAAGGUAUACAUCCAUUUCACCAGAUAUUAAUUGCCUUGAGGAAAAUUUCAAACUCGUCCAAAAGAUGAAACUGUUGGACCAAUUGGUCUAUGUCUUUUAUAUUGACAGUGUUUUGAUUUUCUACAUUCCUAAAGAAGGUAGAAAGGUUGUCAUACCUUUUGGUGGAAGAGAUCACGCAAUAUUGGAUGAUAAAAUUAGAAAUGUUAUCGAUCUCAAUGAAAGCCCGGCUACUCCAAGACGAGGUCAAAACGAUUCUGUGGAAUUCCUCUCCAAUAAGGUAUCCAAUUGGAGUACAAAAGAUUUAGGAAAGGACUUGACUCUCAUUGACGAUUACUUACUCACUUUGAUAACCAGGAGUGCUCGAGAAAAGAAAACUAAAAAGUUUACUCACGAAGAUAUUGUCAAGGGAUUGAGCAAGGUUCUGAAUGCCCAAUCAGUAUUCUCAUACAAGCCAGACCUUGCUAAAUACGAAGAAUUCAAAAAGAGUAUUUCACUGCUGAACUUUUCCUUCAAACAAUUAUACACUCAAAAAACAGGAACAAUCUCAGGUACUUUAUCAUCAACAUUUGGUCGUAAAAAAUCUAUUGGCUCAAUACCAAAACUCGAUCAAUUACCAACCUUUGAUGAUCAUAUUAUUCUUCUCUGUAAUAGUUUCCUGAAUGUAAUACCUUGGGAGCUUCUGUUUGAAGUUAGCUUGACGAGAGUGAAUGCUAUUCAGUACUUUAUUGGAAGAAUCAAGAAGAAGAAAUCCAGUGAAGCCAAGAUUAGUAGAUUCAUUGCUUUCUACUCUGAAGAUGAAGCCAAAUUCAUUUUGCCUGCAGAACAAGAAAGAAAGGAAUGGAUUUUCGAAGAUAUUCAAUGUAAGCUCAACUUUAGAAGAUCAAAAACUGCUGGAAGAAUUCACAAAGAUUUACAAGAUAUUCCGUUCCACACACCAAUCAUUAAGAAUGGAAAGAAACCAACCAAGAGUAGCUACAAGAAAAAGUAUGAAUUUGUUUCAUUUAUUGAACUUUCCUCGAUUGUCAAUGCCCAAAACUCAAAUCUGAUACGUACCCUCCAAGAAAAGGUUGGCAAAGAUGAAUUCCCAGUCUUCCUUUUCACAUGGUCCGAUUUGGCAAACCUCUCCAAUAUUAUUCACUUCAUCUUUUUGUACAUUCCUGAUUGCUCUCUGUUAUUUGUUCCAGAAAUGGAUAUGAAGAAGUGUGUGAAAUAUCUCAUGAUGUUAUUGGAAACCUACUUGCCCCAAUUAUGCUCAUCAUCUCCAAAAACUCUCAGUGUUCCAAUGAUGAAUGGUGGUGACAGUACUACACCAUCAACACCAAAUGGUGAAUCAACCAAUUCAUCAUCCAUUCCACCAGAAAGAAGAAACCUUCACAAAUUCUUACUCUUUGCCACCAAACUUCUGAAGGAUGAAUUCGAAAUCCCAACAGCUCUCUUCUUCCCUCCAUCUCUCUAUACCAAACCAACUAAAAAGAAACCAAGUGCUUCUUCCUCCUUCUUUGAUGUUUCUCCGAGAAGGUAA
Molecule: messenger RNA, 6276 nt
Organism: Naegleria gruberi
Lineage: Eukaryota; Heterolobosea; Eutetramitea; Acrasida; Naegleriidae
Exons: 1
Coding region: 1-6276 (2091 amino acids)
Molecular function (GO): protein binding
Source: RefSeq, a predicted model, not a curated record